UGCCCAGCGCUGUGACACCAGACCUGAAAUCACCCUCGACUGGUCAGGACCUAUUUUAUGCGCUUUUUAUGAACUUCUUGCACACGGAUUUGGACCAAGUUUCUAAUUGCCUCAUCAACGUUAUUGAUCCAUUGAUCAACAUUAUUUUACCUGAUAAAAUAAUAUACAUUUUUAAAGAAGAAAAGGAUACUCUAAGAAGAAUGGAGAAGUGGACAACCCCUGAAUACUAUGACUAUGAUUAUGAAGAGCAGGAGAACAGCACCAUGUGUGACUACUCUGAGUGGAAGCCUUCCUACUCAGUCAUCCCAGUCCUCUACAUGCUCAUCUUCAUCCUGGGUCUCUCUGGCAACGGUGUGGUCAUCUUCACUGUGUGGAGGGCUCAGGCCAAGCGCCGGUCAGCAGACAUCUACAUAGGCAACCUGGCCAUGGCUGACCUGACCUUCGUGCUGACUCUGCCACUGUGGGCAGUGUACACUGCAUUGGGCUACCACUGGCCCUUCGGUGUGGCCCUCUGCAAGAUCAGCAGCUACGUGGUGCUGCUCAACAUGUACGCCAGCGUCUUCUGCCUCACCGCCAUGAGCUUUGACCGCUACCUGGCCAUCGUGCACUCUCUGUCCAGCACCCAGCUGCGUACCCGUGGCCACAUGCAGGCCUCCCUGACAGCCAUCUGGCUCCUCUCCGGCCUACUGGCUGCCCCCACACUCAUCUUCCGCACCACCAAGGAUGACGAGAGCAGCGACCUCAUCUCCUGUGGCAUGGACUUCAGCCUGGUGUUGGGUGGGGGUAAUCAAACAAUCAGUCAAUCAAAUGAAUUGAAGCAGAAGGAGUCCAUGUGGAUCGCAGGGCUCAGCAUCUCCUCCUCUGCCCUGGGCUUCCUCCUACCCUUCCUGGCCAUGAUGGUGUGCUACUGCUUCAUCGGCUGCACCGUGACACGCCACUUCAACAGCCUGCGUAAGGAGGACCAGAGGAAGAGGCGUCUGCUGAAGAUCAUCACCACCCUGGUGGUUGUGUUUGCUGCCUGCUGGAUGCCCUUCCACGUACUGAAGAGCGCUGAUGCCCUCUCCUACCUGAACCUGGCUCCAAACACCUGCGCCUUCCUCCGCUUCCUCCUGCUGGCCCACCCUUAUGCUACCUGCCUGGCCUACGUCAACAGCUGCCUCAAUCCCUUCCUGUAUGCCUUCUUCGACCUGCGCUUCCGUUCCCAGUGCCUCUGUCUGCUCAACCUGAAGAAGGCCAUGCACACCAGCCCCGGCAGCUCCAUGUCCUCCCAGAAGACAGAGGCCCAGUCGCUGGCCACUAAGGUGUGACGUUUAUGCUGGGGUCAGGGCAUGGAAGAGGGAUGCCAGCCAGAGGGAAUAGGUCUCUAGCUGCCUUUUCCUGUCCUGCCUCCAUCGUCACCUGAACACUACAGGUAAAUGUAAGAUUUCAGAGGUGCAUGAUAUCAUUACCUAUCCAGCAAAAUGAUAUCAUUACCUAUUCAGCCACAUGCAUGUGGACUGCAGACUGAGUGCAAAUGUACGUGUCCUCCAGACUGUGUGACUGAGGAAACUGAUAGUCAGUCUUCUGGCUGUAAUCAUGACCACUGACAUCCUCCAAGCUCACUCUCAGUGAUUAGGAAGUUUGUACAAACCCCUUGAACUGCUUGAUACAGGGGGCCAAGCUCCAUGCCAGGGUGAUGCAAACCAGAACCCAGACAUUUUGGACAGAGUUGAAUGUAUUUCAAAGGGACAAAGCAGCUCAUAUUGUUCUCCUGGUGUUCCGUGUUGACUUAAGACAAGUUCUUAGGUGGGUUGUCCCAUGGCUCUGGCUUUUAACACUGGAGGAGUGUAUUAUACAUGCAUUUGUACCAUGCUGUUCUUGUUUUUUUUAAGCACUUGCUCAUUGGAAGGAGGUGAGACCUCUUCCUCUGCCCCAGUCAUGACGUACGUGUGUGUGUGUGUAGGUCCAGGAAAGGUGUUGCAGCUUGAUUAAAAAAGUUGUAAAGGGAGAUAAGGGCACGGAGGGAGGGGGGUGGUCCCAGACGGACAGAUGGCAGCUGACAAAUGUUGUCGAGUGAGGAGAGCCAACUUAUAGGUGGCUGCUCUGACAGAUUAAACUCUUUGUGUGUGUGUGUGUGUGUGUGUGUGUGUGUGUGUGUGUGUGUGUGUGUGUGUGUGUGUGUGUGUGUGUGUGUGUGUGUGUGUGUGUGUGUGUGUGUGUGUGUGUGUGUGUGUGUGUAUUGAAUCAGGAUUGGGGAAGGCAUGAAUUAACUUGUUUUUAUUUGACAAAGAUGUGAAUACAUGCUGUACAAUGCUUUCAUGUGAUGAUUUGAAAUAAAAAAGUUUUCUGAUGAACUAAAA
Oncorhynchus nerka (sockeye salmon) is the source of this 2339-nucleotide messenger RNA. Its product is annotated as apelin receptor B-like. The transcript has a single exon. Gene Ontology annotation, molecular function: C-C chemokine receptor activity; C-C chemokine binding. Bases 69 to 1307 code for a protein of 412 amino acids. Gene Ontology annotation, biological process: brain development; positive regulation of cytosolic calcium ion concentration; calcium-mediated signaling. The record is from RefSeq and is a predicted model, not a curated record. Gene Ontology annotation, cellular component: membrane; external side of plasma membrane. NCBI's taxonomy places the organism in Eukaryota, Metazoa, Chordata, Actinopteri, Salmoniformes, Salmonidae.